AUGCCUCCACUUAGUCACCAGCAGCUUGCCGCCGCCGUCCUCAUGUUCCAUCGGCCAUCAAGAGUAUCGCCCAUGCAUGACGCCCGCCGUUCGCAACCUGAGUCUCGUCACUAUGGACUCCCUCACUCACCAACACUCGACAUCGCAGAUAGGUUUCCCCUCGUGGCCGUUGUCCAACACGACCCCUCUCAGCACCCGAAUGACCCACUUGGAGUUUGCCCUUGAUGCUUAGCAGCGCAUCCGCCCGAUUUGCAGUAGAUCCUUUGCGCGCCCGCUUGCUAGAACCUUGUCAGACUCGCGCUCCUUGUGCUUCCCGACAUUAGCCAGACUGCUAAUCUUCGGUAGAGAACAGAUCGUCCAGCCGCACCGCCGUCUCGUCAGACCGCGUCUGUGCCGCCUUGCGACUUCUCCCAAUCGGACCGUCCGUCGCAACCGUAGCCACGUCGACGCGCCCAACAGUAGCCCCAGCGGUCGCUACACCCAGUUCCGAAAAGUUCCACGACCUACACUCUAUAUGGUCGAGCAUACUAUCACCGGUGUCUUUAAACGACUUGUCAAAACUCGAGGGAUGCAAGAGCCGUACGCAAUUGUGGUCUUAUGGGCAAAAUCCAACAGCAAUCCUCAGAGUGUCGCUACCUACAUGAUGAAAUGCCUUGCAGAAGCAGAGAAGCGACACGACCAAGAUUACCCCCACGAACCUAUUACGCGACCGGAGGGCACCAUUGUUACUACCGAUUACGAGCCCGCGACAGGAACGGGCCAACAUCAAAAAGCGGUUUUUCGAUUCUCAAUCUCUACGUCCGCAUUCGCGUCAUACUUGGUCCAAAUGGUUCCCACACUGCCCACUUUUGAUCGUCUCGCGACUUGCUGGCACGAUGGAGACGAAUGCGUGGUGAUCAGGGUCUGCCUCGACAGCGAACGCGCAGAUGCCAUCUCAGCCCGCUUCAAUAGAGCAACACCCGACUCGCAAGGAUUGGCCGCCAAAAGUUCACGACAGAUUGAGAAUCACAUCGACCUCAUCCAAGACUCCAUACACACCAUAGCAACAAUCUAUUCCGAAGACAGACACAGGGCCGAACAAUGCCACUAG
Messenger RNA from Microbotryum saponariae, 1090 nucleotides. The record is from the annotation of a GenBank genome assembly. NCBI's taxonomy places the organism in Eukaryota, Fungi, Basidiomycota, Microbotryomycetes, Microbotryales, Microbotryaceae.